This is a messenger RNA of Olea europaea var. sylvestris, 2049 nucleotides long. RefSeq lists its product as uncharacterized. Bases 904 to 1878 code for a protein of 324 amino acids. The transcript is spliced from 3 exons. NCBI's taxonomy places the organism in Eukaryota, Viridiplantae, Streptophyta, Magnoliopsida, Lamiales, Oleaceae. Gene Ontology annotation, cellular component: membrane. The record is from RefSeq and is a predicted model, not a curated record.
UCUAUAAACUCUCUUUUUCACCGACUUUCAUUCACCAGUCUCCACUACUCGAUUUUCAAGUUUUAUCUUUCACACAGGCCUAUAUAUAUAGAGAGAGGGAUUCGUUCGCAUAGAUUCUCUCUCUUAUACAAGUGGCAUGCUUCUGUGUGUGUUGAAAUUUGAGGGAUAAAUCAUAAAUAUUUACGUAAAAGUGAAACGCUUUUGUUGGUUUUGUAGUGUAUAUGCAUUUAUAGUAUAAAAAAAAAUUCUUGGAUCUCGGGUGAAAAUUGCUAAGCUCACAGUUUCGGAGCCAGCUUAUUGUUGGGCAGAGAAACAGUGCAUUAGAUCAUCGUUUUCCAAAUAUUUCAGCGCGUGUGGUGUUUUAAUCGUCGGCAUUGCUGAAGAUUUGGGGUUUUCGAACUGUACUAUAUAAGGUACAUUUUUUUCUCGAUCUGGGAAAAAGAAUAAUUACUUAUUUUCUUUCCUUUUUGUCCGUGGAAACACGAAUACUGUAAUCAAUAAUCUGUAUUUGGGGUUGAGAAGGGGAAGAAUCUAAAGCAAUUGGAUUAUUGAAACUACUUUUGAUGGAGAAAUGAAGAAAAUCUUGUGUUCUUUUUUAUGAGGGUCUCUUUCAGAGUAAAGAAAUCCAAAUGGUUAAAAAGUGCUUCUCGGACUCCGCUGCUUUGCAACGAAUCAGAUUCUUGGCAAAUAGAUCAAUUGUUGAAGUCCGUGACCGUGAGGUGUAGUUUUGAAGCUUGUUUGGGGUACUAUUAAAGUAAACCAAUUUGGGAAAUCUUUAGUCUUUAGUAAUGCUCUCUUAAUUAUUCUGGAUCUAAGUGUAAUCACUGCAACACUUUCUUGGUUGACAUUGAUUUGUAUCUGCCAAUUCAGAUUGAUAGAUUCGUUAAUACUGUGAAGCAUCGAAUGGGACUUCUUGGAAGUCUCACGAUGCUUCUUCUCACGAUACUGUUGUUUAGCUCUUUCAGAGCUGUCACGGCCCAAUCAAAUUCGACAGGUGAUGCUCGGGCACUUGAUGCACUCCUCCAAGACUAUGCUUAUCAGGCAUUUCUUAGCCCUAGGACCGGUGUUGUUUAUGAUGGAUUUGUCCCGUCUAAUUUGACAGGGAUUAUGAUUUCAGGGAUGAGGCUAAGGAGUGGUAGCUUAAGGACACAUGGAGUUAGCAUGUACAAAGAGUUUGAGAUUCCUAUGGGUGUGCUCGAGCAGCCUUAUGUUGAGAGGCUUGUUUUGGUGUACCAGAACUUGGGCAAUUGGUCUAUAGUGUACUAUCCUCUGCCUGGUUACAUUUAUUUAGCUCCUGUAUUGGGUCUUCUAGCUUAUGAUGCUUCAGACUUGAUGGCUAAAAACUUGCCUGUGCUUGACAUUCAUGCGUCUGGUCAGCCCAUAUUGAUAAAGUUUUCGGAUAUAAAGUCAUUGCCAGAAGGGCCAGUUCCGAAGUGUGUUUCAUUUUAUUUAAAUGGCACUGUUAUUUUCAGUAAUGUAUCUCAAGACAAGACAUGUACAACAUUCCAACAGGGGCAUUUCUCUAUUGUAGUCGAGUCAACUGCUCCUGCUCCCACACCUGUGUCUCCAGUGCCACCAGGACUGGGGGGUGGUCCAAAGCAAGGUCCUGCACCAAGUGGCCACAGCAAGAAGAACAAUUCAAAGGUCUGGAUUACCAUUGGGUCAGUUUUAGGAGGAUCGGCAUUGUUGAUUAUGUUAGGACUUCUUGUGCUCUGGGCAUGCAAGUACAAGAAGACGAAGGAAAUGCAGCAUAUGGAGAGGGCUGCAGAGGUUGGGGAGUCGUUGGAAAUGACUAGGGUUGGAAGCACAAAGGCACCGGCAGCCACUGGGACGAGGACACAACCAACCCUCGAGACUGAGUUGAAGGUUGUGGUGUGAAGAAUUGAGGAUUACUUGUGUAAACGAUAAUCUGCAACCUCUCACAACAACCAUCCAUAAUUUGAUGAUUAUUUGUUGUUUGAAACUUGGUUUUUACCAGGCUGAAUUCAUGAUUAUAUCUGUUGAUGAGUUUUUUAUGGUCCAUUUUAAGUAAUAAAAGUUUCAAUGGCC